Messenger RNA from Camelina sativa (false flax), 1416 nucleotides. The record is from RefSeq and is a predicted model, not a curated record. Lineage: Eukaryota; Viridiplantae; Streptophyta; Magnoliopsida; Brassicales; Brassicaceae.
GUAAGUCUUAAAAUCUAGUAACAUUUAAUGCGAAGAUCCAUACGAGUGAGUCCACGACGUCUCGUCUCCUCCUCUAUCAAACACCUUUUAUCAUAAGCUUUUAAACGUGUCGUUACCAUAGGGAUGAUGGAGCGCAUUAUACUAGUUUUGGAUUCAGACACGUGGUUAGAGUUCAUUGGCUUGUUUAGUUAAACUGUGUGUUGUUGUUGUUUACACAACCAAGACUUAAACUAAAGAAAGACUAGCAGAGCCAACUAACCCCAAAGGAAAACAAAAUCCCUUCUCUUCUCCGUCGUGGUCGGUUGCAAAAGGAAGGGAGGGAGAUGGCUGGUGAAGAGGAAGUUGUAUCUGUUGAGCUACCUGCACCUUCUUCUUGGAAGAAAUUGUUUUACCCCAACAAAGUGGGGACAGUGAAGAAGACGGAGAUUGUGUUUGUUGCUCCAACGGGUGAGGAGAUCAGUAACAGAAAGCAGCUGGAGCAGUAUCUCAAAUCUCACCCUGGAAACCCCGAGAUCGCAGACUUUGAUUGGACGACUAGUGGGACACCUAGGAGAUCUGCAAGAAUCAGUGAGAAGACCAAGGCAACGCCUUCACCUGAUAAGGAGCCACCAAAGAAGCGAGGUAGAACCAAAUCUUCAGGGUCAAAGAAAGAUACAGAAGCUGAGAAAUCAGAGGAAGUAGGAGAGGAAAAAUCUAAUGUGCAAGAAGAUACUGAAAUGCAUCCUUCAGAGGGUAACGCCGAGAAUAAGAAUGCAACUGUUAAGAAUGGCUCUGGUGAAACAGAGAAAUUGAGUGAAGCAAAAGACGACAUGGUUGUUGAGGGAACUCAGAAUGCGGCUCCAGUUCAAGAAUCAAGUGAGUCGAUGAAGGAGAAAGCAUUGGAUAUAGUUGAUGAUAGUAGUAAGGAGAGAGUGGAGACUGGCGUAACCGAAAAGAACUCAGUUGAAACAGAGAAUAACACCUUUGAAGCUAGUAUUGGUGAGGAGAAGAAGGAAACUGCAGGCGAAGGAGCACCAGAUUCUGAAGGCAAGACCAGAAACCAUGAGGGAAAUGGGUUGACAACAGAAGUUGAGGGGAAAGAGAUAACGACAGAAGCAGAAGCUAAAGCUAAUGAAUAGCCCUGCACUGCUCUGCCUCUGGUAACUCAUGAACUGUAAGUCAGUUGUUUCUAUCAAUCUAUUUGAAGUUAUCUUUUUUUUUUGUAAUCUAAUCAGAGCAUUAUCCCGGUAAAAGAUGUUGUUAAGCUGAGAUAUGUAAUAUGAGAUGACUGCAGUAAUAUGUGCAAGUGCAAGUGCUGGUAGGUUAAAAAUAUUAUGUAGAGAAGGAUAUUAUUGGCCCUUCUGUAAAACCAUUGCAACCACUAUGACUAUGUGUUGGUGUUUAUCUUACUUCUGCAAUCUUUAGUUUUAUUUUACA